AUGGCUUCAGGUCUAGCUCCCCGACUGCUUGCCUCCUCUUCCCGCUUUUUAUCCUGCCCAAAAGCUCGACCAAUCGUUUCCAUACGGCUCUUUACCUCAACUCGUGCUUCCUCAUCAGCCCAAUCCACUCCCGACUCAUAUAUCAUCAACGGUGUAACAUAUCCCAAAGAUACUUAUUCGAAUAUACCUUCAUCCAUCUUAGAUAAAUUAGAUCGAAAUCUACAUCUGAAACCAUCACAUCCUAUAUCGAUAUUACGACAGAUUGUUGAAGAUCAUUUUUCAUCUUAUACACCAUUAGUACCUUCCUCAGCUAUAGUUUCGGUCGAUCAAAAUUUCGAUGAAUUGGGUUUCCCACCUGAUCAUCCUGGUAGAAGUCUAACCGAUUCAUAUUAUUUGAACAAUGAAUACAUGUUGAGAACACAUACUUCUGCACAUGAAGUUGAAAGUUACAGAAAAGGUUUAGAUAAAUGGCUGUUAUCAGCAGACGUCUAUCGUAGAGAUGAAAUUGAUUCUUCACAUUAUCCAAUAUUUCAUCAGAUGGAAGGCACACAUAUCUGGUCAAAUUCAGAUCUUCAUCUACUCCCCAAAUUGAAUGAAGAAUUAGAGAAAAAAAUAUCAAAUUAUAAUAUUGCAAUAGAAGAUGAAACUUUUAUAUCAUCAUCAAAUCCAUUUCAAUCGCAUCAUGAUCCUAUACACGCUGAACAGAUAACGAAACAUCUAAAACAUUCAUUGAAUAGUUUGAUAUUUAGAUUAUUCGGCCAUCAAGCUAAUCAAAAAGGUGGUGAACCAUUAAAAGUUAGAUGGAUAGAAGCUUAUUUCCCUUUUACAACUCCGAGUUAUGAAGUGGAAGUGUUCUGGCAAGGUGAAUGGUUGGAAUUAUUAGGCUGUGGUGUCGUCAUGCAAAAGACAUUGGAUCAGUCUGGCGUUUCAGAUAAAUCAGGCUGGGCGUUCGGAUUGGGAUUAGAAAGAUUAUCAAUGGUGCUAUUCUCCAUACCUGACAUUCGAUUAUUCUGGACAUCCGAUCCUAGAUUCUCCUCACAAUUCAAACAAGGUCAAAUAACGACAUUCAACUCGUAUAGUAAAUAUCCACCUUGUUAUAAAGACAUGUCAUUUUGGCUACCUCCUGCCUCCACAAAUUCAUCGAGCGAUCAACAUGGUGCAUCCGCUGCUGGGGGAAAAAUAUCGUCACCCACCCACAUGAAACCAUUUCAUGAGAACGAUUAUUGUGAGAUCGUAAGGGACGUAGCUGGUGAUCUAAUCGAAAGCGUCACUCUGAUCGACGACUUCACACACCCUAAAACCAAUAGGCAAAGUAAAUGCUACAGACUAAACUACAGACAUAUGGACAGGAAUUUAUCAAACGACGAAGUGAAUGAAUUACAGAACAUAGUCCAAAAGAGGGUAGUGGGAGAAAUGGGUAUCGAGAUGAGAUAG
Molecule: messenger RNA, 1434 nt
Organism: Kwoniella shivajii
Lineage: Eukaryota; Fungi; Basidiomycota; Tremellomycetes; Tremellales; Cryptococcaceae
Product: phenylalanine-tRNA ligase
Exons: 3
Coding region: 1-1434 (477 amino acids)
Biological process (GO): phenylalanyl-tRNA aminoacylation
Cellular component (GO): cytoplasm; mitochondrion
Molecular function (GO): phenylalanine-tRNA ligase activity; tRNA binding; ATP binding
Source: RefSeq, a predicted model, not a curated record